This is a messenger RNA of Cercopithifilaria johnstoni, 2238 nucleotides long. The record is from the annotation of a GenBank genome assembly. NCBI's taxonomy places the organism in Eukaryota, Metazoa, Nematoda, Chromadorea, Rhabditida, Onchocercidae.
AUGCAAGAUCCAGUACACUUCAUACCAAAGAUAUUUGAUAUUUUUGCCGCCAAGGAUGAAAAUUCUGAUCGAAAUGGGCUUGAAGGCCCAUAUCGUAAAAUCUCAACCACAUCUAUCGAUAAUUUGAUGCAAAAAGAACAAAGUUUCCAUGAAGAAAUGAUCAGCAAGCUUCUGAGCAGGCCUUUCAAAAUGCCCAUUCCUGAUUACAGAAGUCCUGGUAGGGCUCGUCCUCUUGGCCUCCGUCAUUCAACGGUUCGCUGUGCACUCUUCGAUCCGUAUGCUGAAGGAGCAUUAGUGCUAUUCACACCACCGGAACUUAGUGCACAUGAUGCACUCAAACUUGAUACUACUAACAAGCAGGUACAUGUUGUGGUGGAUCCAGUGCUCAGUUCCAUUCUGCGACCUCAUCAACGGGAAGGUGUGAAAUUUAUGUAUGACUGCGUCACCGGUGCUCGCAUACCUUCCGCUCACGGUUGUAUCAUGGCUGAUGAAAUGGGUUUGGGCAAAACGCUGCAGUGUAUCACGCUAAUGUGGACAUUACUUAGGCAAGGACCAGAUGCGAAGCCGACAUUGAACAAGACAGUGAUCGUUUGUCCGAGCAGUCUUGUCAAGAACUGGGAUAAAGAAAUUAGAAAGUGGCUUCGCGGACGAGUGAACGCAUUGCCCGUGGAUUCAGGAGGGAAAGACGAAAUUGACAAGAAUUUAGAAACGUUUAUGUCUCAGAUGGGUGUACGUUGUCCUACACCUGUACUCAUUAUUUCCUAUGAAACUUUUCGGCUUCAUGCCUCUAUCUUGUUGCAGAAGGAAAUUGGAUUAAUCAUUUGCGAUGAGGGUCACCGACUGAAAAAUAGUGAUAAUCAAACAUAUCAAGCGCUUUUCGGUUUAAAAUGUGAGAGACGAGUACUUAUUUCCGGCACUCCAAUACAAAAUGAUCUUUUGGAAUAUUAUAGUCUGAUAAAUUUUGUCAAUCCUGGCUUACUUGGAACAGCCUCAGAAUUUAAACGACGUUUCGAAAAUAUUAUUCUCCGUGGCCGAGAUGCUGAUGCGACAGAUGUACAACGCGAAAGAGGUGAUACUGCACUUCUCGAGAUGUCUUCUAUUGUGAAUAAGUGUAUCAUUAGAAGAACAUCUGCACUGCUCACGAAAUAUUUACCGGUCAAAUAUGAGCUUAUUAUUUGUUGUAAGUUAACAGAACUGCAAGAGAAAUUGUAUAAUCAACUUAUUAGUGCAUUUUCAAUCAAUGGGAAGCAGAAACUAACUGAAAGUGAUAAAAUAACGGGUACAGCGCUCUCAUUCAUUACAAAUUUGAAGAAACUAUGUAAUCAUCCACAACUGAUACUUAAUAAAUGCCAGAAGAAAGAAGAAGGAUUUGAAGAUUGCUUAAAAUUGUUUCCUGAAGAAUUUGGCAGAAAGUUUGAGCCAGCAUUUUCUGGAAAAAUGAAAGUUCUAGACUAUCUGUUAGCAGCAACAAGAGCCACUACGAAUGACAAAUUUGUUCUGGUGUCUAAUUAUACACAAACGAUUGAUGCAUUUGUUGAGUUGUGCCAGCUUCGAAGCUAUCCGUAUAUUCGUUUGGAUGGGACUUGUACAAUUAAACAGCGAGCGAAAUUAGUGGAGAAAUUCAACGAUCCUGAGAGUGUCGAGUAUAUAUUUCUGUUAUCAUCAAAAGCGGGUGGCUGUGGUUUAAAUUUGAUUGGUGCAAAUCGACUUAUAAUGUUUGAUCCGGAUUGGAAUCCAGCAAAUGAUGAUCAGGCGAUGGCUCGAAUAUGGAGGGAUGGGCAGAAAAAGAACUGUUUCAUUUAUCGGCUCUUAGCGACUGGCAGCAUCGAGGAAAAAAUGUUUCAACGACAAGCGCAUAAGAAAGCACUGUCAUCUUGUGUUGUUGAUGAAGCUUCUGAUGUGGCACGGCAUUUCAGUAAAGAUCAAUUGCGCCAUUUAUUUGAUUUGAAAGCAGACAUCGCAUCAGAUACGCAUCAAUCGUUAAAAUGUGAACGGUGUAUAAAUGGUAUCGAAUAUAGAGAACCACAGGAGCGCGCUGAUACGAACUCUGAUCUCAGUGAGUGGUAUCAUGUUCAAAAGGAUAUACGUAAAGUGCCGGACAAGGUGCUGAAAAGAGUCUUUGAUUGUGGAGCUAUUACAUUUGUCUUCCAUCAGAAAUCUCACAAUGUAAGAAGCGAAACAGUAAAGGAAGAGAGCGAAAUUAAAGAGGAUUUGUUGGAUGAGGAGGGAGAAAGCUGA